This is a messenger RNA of Theileria orientalis strain Shintoku, 360 nucleotides long. Its product is annotated as snRNP protein. Gene Ontology annotation, biological process: RNA processing; spliceosomal snRNP assembly. The transcript is spliced from 3 exons. Gene Ontology annotation, molecular function: RNA binding. The coding region runs from base 1 to 360 and encodes 119 amino acids. Gene Ontology annotation, cellular component: spliceosomal tri-snRNP complex; U4 snRNP; catalytic step 2 spliceosome. The record is from RefSeq and is a predicted model, not a curated record. Lineage: Eukaryota; Apicomplexa; Aconoidasida; Piroplasmida; Theileriidae.
AUGUCAAUUGGAGCCCCGGUAAAAUUGCUAUAUGAAGGCAUCGGCCAUAUAGUAACAAUAGAAUUACAGAAUUCGAACUUAUACAGAGGAACACUGACAAAUGUAGAAGACAAUAUGAACUGCCUGUUAGAAGGAGUUACAAUGACCACCAAGGAUGGAAGAACAUUAGCUCUCGAGCAAGUUUAUUUGAGAGGAGCACAGAUUCUGUUUAUGAUCUUCCCGGAUAUGCUAAGGCACGCACCAAUGUUUAAGGCGAACCCUAAGGAUAGGACGAAAACAUUGCCUCAGUCAACAGGUCCUAUGCCAACAAGGCCUGGAAUGCCUUCAAACGUUCCAAUGGGAGUAAUGGGAAAAAUGUAG